GGCCUUUGAAAAGAGAUUGUACAAUUUGAAUACGCAACGGUUGAUAAUUUCAUUUCUGUAGCUCGCUGUUACCUGCUAACCUUCUGCAGCUUUUUCAUAACAAGGAUGAUUUUAGGUUUAUUAAAAAGAUAUUCUUCAUUGUAGUUGACACGCUUGAAACUUAAUAGGACGAAAAUUUAAUUCUACGCCUCGCUUUUGAUUCGUUGGGGAAGAUAGCAUCUAAAUAUGACUGUAUAAAACCUUCUGCUUUUCGUUAAGAGAAGUAUUCACAGACAAAUCUGUGUGAGAUGCAUCAUUGAUGAUGGCCGAUAUUUCUAAUAGCACGCAGACCUACUCAACGGACAUGUUUUGGACUGAUAUCCAGAAUGCAAGUGGAUACAUGAAUGUCACUGCUAAUUCUUUGGAUCCCUUUGGAACUACUGCACCUAGCCUGAAGAGUCUCAUCUUCCCCGCUGUAUUUUUCGCGCUCAUUGUACUUGCCAACAUCAUCAGUCUUGGCGCAUUCUUAGUAGAAAAACGUCUCCGUACCUACAAUAAUUACUUCAUCAUAAACCUGACCAUACUUGAUCUGCUGGUUGGAAUUGGACUGGGAGCUGUCGUAGAGCACUCGUACAUUAAACGGUACCCAUUCUCUCAAAAUGCCUGUAAGGUCAUAACUGGGAUCUUCCAAGGAAUCGUCAAUGCUUCUAACAUCAACGUGGUUGUGAUAUGUGCCGAUCGACAUCAAGCGGUCUAUGAUCCCAUCAACCAUUAUAUCUCUCGAUCAAAGCGCAAGGCAAUCAUCAUCAACUCUCUGCCAUGGGUGAUUGGACUCUCGUUCUGGAUAGGGUACGUCACCGUGUGGGAGUUCGUCGUCGAUCACGACAACGGACUCCACUGUACUCAGCUGUACUUUUUCAGUCCGUUGACGAAUAUGAUCCAAAGUGCGGCCAUGUUCUUCUUGCCUUUGGCCAUCAUGGCCGUUCUCUAUGUCAGAAUCUUCAUCAAGAUACGAAAGACGGUUGGAAGACGGAACAACAAGAAGUCGACCAAUUUAACGGAUCUCAACCUUUCCACCGUUAAGGAUACUGAGAUGACGGGUGUAAGCGUUUCAUCGACAUCGCAUACAGGUUCAUUUAGUGACAUUACGGAGACGGGGAGCAGAGAUGACAUCAUGGUAUCAUCUUCAUCACGUAAUGAGACCAAGAUCGAAAAUAUUGACCAAGAAAUAUCGACAUCAACGUCACAUCGCGUGGAAUCGACGGCUGAAAUGACGAAGGCGACACUUACUCUCCUCCUCAUCGUCAUCGCUUUUGUACUGACAUGGAUUCCGAUUAGCGUAAUCAAUUUAAUCUACAGUAUCGAACCUCAACUCAUCGUACCUCUUCUCUCAAAUGGUGCUUUCACUGUCUUUAGCAAUCUGCAGUACGGGAAUAGCCUCCUGAACCCUAUAUCCUACGCCAUGUCGCAGCCUCUGUUCCGUGGCACUGUCAUCAAAAUGUUCUCCUGUAAUCGACCGUCGCGGGCCAACUAGCCUACUCAUUCAAGCGCGUACGCAGGGGGAGGGGGUUAAACCCCCUUCAAAUAUUU
Messenger RNA from Strongylocentrotus purpuratus (purple sea urchin), 1569 nucleotides. Its product is annotated as 5-hydroxytryptamine receptor 1A-alpha-like. Gene Ontology annotation, biological process: adenylate cyclase-activating adrenergic receptor signaling pathway. The coding region runs from base 299 to 1513 and encodes 404 amino acids. Gene Ontology annotation, cellular component: membrane. The transcript has 2 exons. The record is from RefSeq and is a predicted model, not a curated record. Gene Ontology annotation, molecular function: dopamine neurotransmitter receptor activity, coupled via Gi/Go; G protein-coupled receptor activity. NCBI's taxonomy places the organism in Eukaryota, Metazoa, Echinodermata, Echinoidea, Camarodonta, Strongylocentrotidae.